Schizosaccharomyces japonicus yFS275 is the source of this 5165-nucleotide messenger RNA. RefSeq lists its product as hypothetical. The coding region runs from base 136 to 4728 and encodes 1530 amino acids. NCBI's taxonomy places the organism in Eukaryota, Fungi, Ascomycota, Schizosaccharomycetes, Schizosaccharomycetales, Schizosaccharomycetaceae. The transcript has a single exon. Gene Ontology annotation, biological process: actomyosin contractile ring assembly actin filament bundle convergence; mitotic actomyosin contractile ring assembly. Gene Ontology annotation, molecular function: calmodulin binding; actin filament binding. The record is from RefSeq and is a predicted model, not a curated record. Gene Ontology annotation, cellular component: cell division site; medial cortical node; cytoplasm.
GCCGUGGAGCACGCUCCAGGGUUCAUGUUGCCUAGGCAGUAUGUCGCUUCCCUAACCCACCACCACUACACUGUAAACAAACGCUCAACCCGAACGUUGUAGGCCGUGUAGCUUCGAAUUUGGUCUCUGCACUAAAUGAAUAGUUCGGUGUUACAUUCAGAAGGUGCAGCUACUGCCAAUGGAAAGAGUGCGGCAAUGUCUUCGUCGUCCGUCGCUCGUGGUAAUUUGAUUCCUACAAACACGACGUCUGGACGUGUUCGACUCCAAAAAAAGGCAUCGAUGGCAGCAAAAAGCGGGUCUCGGUGGAUGGACCACGAACGUGAGAACUUACAAGCAUAUGAUUAUUUGUGUCGUAUUGGUGAAGCAAAGCAAUGGCUAGAGGAAUGUCUGCAAGAGGAUCUGGGAGUUACAACUGAUUUUGAAAAAUCGCUGAGGAAUGGAAUUGUUUUGGCUCAGCUUGCCCAGCAUUUUGCUCCAGAAUUUGUUCCCCGGAUAUUUACAGCAAAAAAACUACAAUUCAGACAUUCAGAUAACAUUAAUUGUUUUUUACGAUUCGCGAAGGCGUUAGGCCUGCCAGAAAAUUACUCGUUCGAACUUACAGACUUGUACGAGGGGAAAAAUAUUCCCAAAGUCAUUUACUGCAUCCAUGCUUUAUCGUUUCUUCUUUUCAAUGAAGGCAAAGCACCGUCACUACACAACCUUGAGGGUCAAUUGUCCUUUACAGACGAAGAAGUGACUGCAAUGCAACGGUAUCUUGACCAAACAGGCACUGCAUUGCCCAAUUUUACUGCUCUUAGCAACGAGCUUGUUACAAAGAAGCAUUUGAACAGCAACCCUCCUUCACCUUACAAAUCACCCGUUCAUGUUCAUGCACAUACACGAUCCAUUGAUGUGUCUUCGGGGCGGUCUCGUGCCUCGUCACUUGUCUCUAGUUCCGACGAAAUGCUUUUAACACCACUUACGUCUCCAAGAAGUUCUCCCCAUCGACGUAGUCGUUCCGAAUUCCCUCCUCCUUCCUUCACCUCACCCUCCCGUUCCUCUUCAAACAGUCUUCACUCACUUGCGAAGACCAUAUCUUUCGAAGAUCCCUACUUCCAAUCUCACCGAGUCGGAAACCGUAGUGAACGCAGUUCACCUGUUCUUUCUCUACGGAGCACUUUCUCUUCACCGACCCGUCGUCGUGAUGCCCUAUUUUCACCCCGUCUUAGUGCUCGGGCCGUUGUUCCAGAGGAAAUGCCAGUCGAUGUUGAAACUGUCAAACUUUUCCAGGCAAGCUGUCGUGGUAUGUUACAUCGGCUCUCUAUGGUAGAUGUGUUACAAAACCUCACUGAUCAAAUUUCUUCUAUCGAAUCAGUUCAGGCCAUUGCGCGUGGUUGGAUAGCACGUAAAAACUACGAGCUACGGCAGACGGCUUAUGAAGAAUUUCUGUCAUGGAUAAUUGCUUUACAAAGUACUAUUCGUGGCUCUCGUUUCCGUGAACAAUUUAAAAAGCAAGUGCUUGAAGCAGAAGCAUUAUCAACCGUUCCUCACAUCCAAGCUUGUAUCCGUGGUCAAUUACUUCGGCUUCGGGUUCAACGACUUCAUGAACGCUUGGAUGAAACAACCUCGUCUAUCAUCACUGUUCAAACAGCCUCUCGGGCAUAUCUCUCACGGCAUGCUACGGUGGAUUUACUGGAUAGACUUUACGAAAAAAUUCCACAAAUUACCAUUCUUGAAAGUAUCCUUCGCGGUAAACUGGUUCGACAACCAUAUCAAGAUCUUCUUAAACAAAUUGCCUCUUUUCCGACUGGCCUGCACACUCUCUGCCGUGGCUUUUUAGCACGAAAACGUUUUAAUACACUAUUGGAUCAAUUGCAAGAAAAUGAAACUAAUAUCAUACUUGUACAGUCUCUUGCUCGAGGAACUCUACAAUCUACAGCAUUCCUUGACUUCCUUCAUAAGCUGAAACAGAAACAACCUAUUUGGGUUCAAAUACAAAGUUCUGUUCGUGGGCUCUUGUUGCGAAAACGCAUUGAUUACAAACUUUGUCAGCUUGAUGAAUGUUGUGAUUCCGUUAUUCAACUGCAGUCUCUCUCACGCGCCUACUUGGUUGAAAAACAAUGUGCUGCAAUACAAGCACAUUUGCAUUCAUGCAAAUCAAGUAUCACUGGCAUCCAGUCUGCCGUCAGAGCCAUUUUAAUUCGCGAUGACAUGAACUACUUGUGCCUCCAGCUCGAGGAGCAAAUACCUGAAAUUAUAUUCCUUCAGUCUUCCAUUCGCGGCUUGUUUGCGCGUCAAUCUUAUGACCGUAAAAUGCGUAGCUUUCGUGAAAACAUGGAGAAUCCUUUUCUUGCACAACCUAUAUUCCGUGGCCGUGAUCAGGGACAAACGUACCGUGAGCUUGCGGAAGCUAAAAACCCAGCUGUUAUGACUGUGAAGCGAUUUGUACAUAUGUUGGAUGAUAAUGACUUUGAUUUUGAGGAGGAUGUUGAAAUUGAAAAGUAUCGUCAAGCAAUCGUAAAGCAGGUGCGGGAAAAUGAACUCGUGGAGGAGCACAUCAAUCAACUUGAUAUCAAAAUUGCUCUCCUCGUAAAGAAUAAGAUCAGUCUCGACGAUGUCUUAAAGCACCACGUUAGUAUGAAACAUGGUCAGUUGCCAACCGAUUUCGUUCAGGCAAAUGCUAGCACAGUGAAUUCUUUGACAAAUUCUUCAAGAAAGUACAUUGACUUAUAUCAGUGUUUACUGUACGCGUUACAAACAAACCCAGAAUAUCUUACCCGAUACCUGGAAAGACUUCUUAAUGUUCAGGAUUCAGAAUCUGCUCAAAAAGGGGCUAUACACAUUUGUCUCAAGAUCUUCGGGUUUGGCUCUAACAGACGUGAGGAAAUUUUGUUAUUAAAGGCAUUAGCCAGUUUCAUAAACAUGGAAGUUAGCAGGACAGUGUACAUAGAAGAUGUUGUGACUGAAAACUCAUUUUGGGGUAGGAUAUUCGCUGGUUUUACUGCUAACGUUCGCGAACUUCGUUUAUGGAAAAUACUACUUGGUAAAAUUCACAGACAAAUCCUACAGAAUGAUGAAUUGGAUUUGGAAGUGAAUCCCAUUACCAUUUUCCAAAAGCUACAAGGAAACGAUUUUGAAUUCAGUGAUGCGAAUCCCAAGCCAAGCGUUAGUGUGGCGAUGAAGAAUAUUGAAGUUCGUAAUCUCUAUGUUUUCCGUUUGCGUGCCUUACGGAAAUUAUGUCAGGCAUUUUUGGUUACGUUGGCGAAAAAUAUGGAUGAAAUCCCCUAUCCACUUUGCUUCCUUUCGUCUAUUUUGAAGCAAGCUCUUGAGAAACAAUAUCCGAAAGCCGAGCGUCACAUCAUACUGGGUGUUGUUGGCCAAUUCAUUUACUCGACUUACAUUGCUAAUGUGCUUGUUUCUCCGGACAAUUAUCGUUUAGUUGAUGGUCCUAUCACGGCUACGCAGCGAAAUAACUUGACAGCCCUUUCCAGUAUAUUGCGCGAGAUUUUCUCGCUCAUACCGCGAACAGCUACUGAACUUGGGUUUUUCAGGCCUCUUGCAGAAUUUAUUCAAGUCUCAAAGCAAGACGUCGCUUUUUUGCUGGAACGGUUUGUUGAUAUUGCCGAUCCGGAAACUUACUAUGAUUUCGAUUGUUUUGAAGAUUUGACAACAACGAGGAAGCCAAUUCUUUACCUUAACAAGGAUGACAUUCUCACUGUCUACUCUAUGGUAACGAAGUUUACGGAUACUUUGGCUCCUUCUGAAGAUGAUCCACUACGUGAGAUUGUCCGACAAUUAGGACCUUUAAACCAACAGGACUCUGACUUCCUUAAUCUUCGCAACGAAAUUAAAUUGGAGCUUAAUCCUCGUUAUUGUACUGUUGAAGACCCGGCUGCACAGGAGCGAGCCCUCGUGGUGCAAACGAAACGCUACAUCUUGUUUAUUAUUCGUGUUCAAAAUGGAACUUCACUGCUAAAUAUUCUUGUGAAGCCAGUUACUGAUGACGAUGAGGAUGUUUGGCAAACUAUUCUGGAAGAGGAUAUUACCAAACAUGAGCGACGAGGAGAAAGCUUUGAUGAGAGUUUAAUUGAUCUUUCAUUUACGGAAUUGAAAUAUGCAGCCUUACAGAACGUUGUACAAUUAGAAGCUCUUGGUCUUGCUCGCCGCGAAAAUCAAUAUCAGGACAUCGUGAAUUCUAUUGCUCUCGAUAUUCGGACGAAAUCUCGACGUCGUAUACAACGUCAGCGAGAACUUGAAACAGCUCGUCAGACGCUGCAUGGUUUAAUUGAGAAACGCGAAUACCUGGAAUCUCAGCUGAAAAGCUACAAUGAAUACAUUGAACAAGCUAAGGAAACUCUUCAGUCAAAGAAAGGCAAGAAAAAGUUAUUGCCAUUUUCAAAGCAGUAUUUUCACAUUCGCGAUCUUCGCAAGUCUGGACAAGUUCCCAAGUUUGGUUCAUUUAAGUAUACGGCUAUUAAGCUGUAUGAAAGAGGAGUGCUCGUUUCUAUGAGCAGCACUUUACAGCAGGACAAGUUGUAUAUAACGCUGUCUAGUGACGAAGUUGGCAAGUUUGUUUUGCAAGCUAUUACUCAAAACGUUGUGAUACCCAACGGUACAACUGAACUGAGCCUUGAUGACCUGCUGGAGGCCCAGUACAACAAAGUCCUUACUCUUCUUGUCUUUAACGGAAGGGUAAAACUCAACACAAACAUGCUUCUGCAACUCAUCUUCUCAAAAUUUUACGCAUAAUGUUUGGUUAUUUUCGUUUUUAAUUCUUCAUGUCUUUUACGUUUUACGUGAACGUUUUUGUUUCUGCUUUAGAGACACGUUUUGUCUCGUUUUUUUUUCAACCCAUCGUUUUCUCAUAUUGCAGCACAUGGAACUUUGUUUGAAACAGACUGGUUAUUUGUUUCAAUCACAUUACAGUUCAUGUUGUUUGCUUUUAUUCCCUAAAUGUGAGUCGAAUUCCUAUUUUAUAUCCCCUUAACACAUCUCGUUUUUCCCGUUCUUUUUAAGCCUUACAGUGCAUAUAUCUAAUAUCAUAUAAUAUGAAAUGAAAUUGAUUGCUGGAUAGGAGGACUUUGUCAAAAGUAUCUCUUAUAUGAAAUAUUAUUAUGAAUACUGAACUAUAAAAAUAAAUGUUCUCGUAUAACCCGUGCGACGAUUUUUCCAUGACAAUGACCAAG